AUGAUUUUCUUACGUUCUAUAGUGAUAAGCCCUAAAGUCACAUGGAAAGCACAGUACAGGUCAGGGAAAAUGUAUUACAACAACGGUUAUCUUACAGUAGGAAUAGACGGUGUUUACUUUGUGUAUUGCCAAAUGUUCUACUACGAUGGAACAAGUUCAUACAUUGGCUAUGAAGUGUACUUGGAUGGCAAAAAGAUUCUCAAAGCAGUUCACAGUAUUGUCAGCAAGAACCGAAAAUAUGAAACUCAAUACACAAGUGGUAUUUUUGAAAUAUCAAAAGGUCAGAGGAUCUCCGUGGAAUCACCAUUCUCAAAGUAUUAUUAUUUCAACGAAACAUUGUCCUUUUUUGGUGCAUUUAUGUUACACGAAAAACCAACAUAA
Molecule: messenger RNA, 381 nt
Organism: Paramuricea clavata
Lineage: Eukaryota; Metazoa; Cnidaria; Anthozoa; Malacalcyonacea; Plexauridae
Source: the annotation of a GenBank genome assembly